Penicillium chermesinum is the source of this 2004-nucleotide messenger RNA. RefSeq lists its product as uncharacterized. Gene Ontology annotation, molecular function: DNA-binding transcription factor activity, RNA polymerase II-specific; zinc ion binding. Bases 1 to 2004 code for a protein of 667 amino acids. Gene Ontology annotation, biological process: regulation of DNA-templated transcription. The record is from RefSeq and is a predicted model, not a curated record. The transcript is spliced from 4 exons. NCBI's taxonomy places the organism in Eukaryota, Fungi, Ascomycota, Eurotiomycetes, Eurotiales, Aspergillaceae.
AUGUCGUCCAAAAGAAAGGCUCCAUCAAGCCCCCAGAGCCAGAGAAAGCAGCCGAGGCAAGAUCCCGUAGCUUGUCCAUCAUGCCGAAAGAAGAAGAUUAAGUGCGACCGCGCCGUUCCAUGCAGCAGCUGCGUCGUCCGCGGUAUCGAGUGCGGCUAUGGCGACCACGGACCCAGCAGAGCAACAGUGACGGCUAGCAGCCAGUUCAGGUCGCCUUCAGAGGUUAGAUUCAGCGCCCAGGAGAGACCACAAUGGUUGCCGCAAAGACAGUCUCCUGCUCCGCCUCGUGCGAGGGAUGACUCCUCGAUUACGGCGGAUAGACUCGAGACCAUUCUCAUGGGACAUCGGUUUCCGAGCGCGCUACCGGAAACACCUCGACCGGACUUCUCACGCUCAGUACGGAGUAACCCUGCUCAGGGGCUGCAGAAUCCGUUGACGAUCGCUGAGAGGCUGCUUGCUCUCGUCAAUGGAAAACUUGCCGUGUCGGAGGAGGAUCCCCUGACCGUAGAUCUCACAUCUUAUCUGCCCGCAGAAGCCGAAGCCAUGGCUCUCCUCGAAUUCUACCAAAAUCACCUCUCGUAUCAAUAUCAUAUUAUCAUACCGUCCUUGGUCAAACAACAAUUCGGCGGGAUCUACAGGAAUAAUGCACAGAAUCUGCCCUUGGAUAUGAGCGAAGUAGCCUUGCUUUUCAGUAUCGCCGCUUCAUCACUGUUUUUCCAGAUCCUUCCAGAUGAUGUCUCAGAAGCUGCGGAGAUUUGCAGCGGAGAGACGGCAUUUCUGGCUGGUGCUGCGCUGCUCCAGGGGGAUUACCUCGCGCGGCCGACAAUAACGGGCUUGCAGGCAGCUUUGAUUAUCGGGCACCAUCUGUCUACCUCAACCUUGAGCCCGCGCAUUCUGCAAAGGCCGUGGAGGAGCGGAAGGGGGGGCGAGUAUGACAAGGUUGGGCUAGAGCUGAAAAGGAGGCUGUGGUGGGACAUCGUUUCGUACGACUGGCUCAUUGGAUUCCUGAGUGGACCCCAAGAAUUCACCUAUACCAUCCACCCCAGCCAGGUAAAAGUGAACAGACCGCUAAACAUCGAAGACGAAGACCUAGCGACAGAAGUAGCCGCACCCCUCUCAACACCCACCUGCAUGUCCUACACAUUAUGUCGCCUCCGACUCUCCGAAAUUUGCCGUCAAAUUAUCGACGAACUAGCCCCAUACCAUCUCGACGGCCGCGAGGCGCCCUACGAAGUCAUCCUCGAUCUAGACCACCGACUCCGUGACGCAUACGCCGAGGUCCCCUCCUUUUUCCGUUUUGACACGGUCUCCAAACGACAGCAUGCAGCUCUCUACCUCUCGCGGCCAUCAUUCGCGUGGCAAAAAUGCUUCAUCGAGCAAGGCUGGCAAACCAGGUUAUGCCGGCUGCACCGACAAUGGUUCAUCCGCGGCGCGAAAGACCCUCGGUAUUCUUACUCGCAUGUCGUCGCACUGCAGUCCGCGCGGACGGUUAUAGAGGUGAAGCGGGUGAUGGACGAAGAGGCGCCGCUGUUCGUGCCUACAAGCUCCUUUUUCUGGACUGUCAUGCACCACGUAUUCAUCGCCUCGGUGAUCCUGCUCAUGGACGUCUGUUUCAACUGGGACGAUGUCCUUGCCGAACGGCGGAAGCAGGAGGUUUGGGAUGCCUGCCGGAUGAUGCGUCGGGCGCAGCAAGUUUCCUCUGUUGCGCGCCAAGGCAUCAGUGAUAUGAUGGCUGUUAUGCGGAAAUAUUGGAAGCAAGACAAACUCCUUGUCCUUGUUCCCAAUGAUGGUACUGGUAGACCUGCCCAGCUUACACCGAUGGGUCAGGAAACCACGAUCCAUGAAGCCAGGCCUGCAGGGGCAGACUCGAGUUCAUUUCCUUCGUUCCGCAUGGAAGACGCCUGGUCCGAACUGCUGGACGACAGCGGUGGGGUGGGGCUGGACACGCCCGGAUGGAUGGAUAUGCUUUCUGAACUAGGAACCACUACAAUGCCGGGCUGGUAG